AUUGUUUUGCGAGCCCUACUUCUUACCGUUACCUCUCGCGGUGACGCUGUGCUACGGUCGCUCCCAAACAUGGCCUCCAUCUCGGGGCGACCGCUUCAACUUUAAUUUUUCACCAUUUUCCAGCGAAAUUACCGUGUUUUGUCCCUCCACGACCAACGGGAAUGUUUCGUCGGGGAUCCGUACCAUGCCAGGCCUGUGAGACUCAUGUUAUCUUCGGAAGAGUGCUGGAUCUAAACGCGACGGUUUAAGUUGGAAAGCUGGAGAGGAAAAAGAGAAUCGCAUCAAAUCAAAUGCCAUCUGAGGCUCAGUCGCAGGAGCCGCGGGACAGAGGCCCGCCUCCUGUCACUCGGGCCGGACGCAGUGCCCUAUUGGCUAAAGCCUCUAUAAGCCCUGCCUCUGAGAGACGGUCCCGGGGACGACCUCGCAAAGAUGGGCGCUCUGUCGCGCCACCAUCGCCACCACCGCCUCCGGUCACAAAAAACAAGAAAAAGGGGCGUAGUCGAGGCCGAGCACAGGCUGAAGACGAGGAGAGUGUGGACACUGCAGAGAAGAGCCCUGCUCCAAAGACCGAUGUGAGAGAGAAGGUGGCUACACGGCGACGCUCUACAUCCAGGAGGAAGUCCCAGACUAAAGAUGGUCCAGAGUCUCCAGCCCCGAGUCCAGAGCCAGGGCCCACUCCAAGCCCCCAAGCCCAAACUCCAACACUUGACCCUGGGCACGACCCUCCGGGCAGCCCUCCUCAUUCCCCGGACCCCACCUCUGCCCCACCCAGCCCCGUUCCCAUGGAGAUGGAGGAGCAGGAAGUAUGUGUACCCAUGGAUGUUAGCCCCGCCCCCAGCCCCUGCUCUAGUGCCCCAGAGACCCCAAGGCUGGAGGACGAGGAUGUUUUCCCUCUGUUUCAGCGCUGUCUGACAGAUGAGUCGGGCUGCUCCCCCACGGCCAGCAUCGGGGACACCACCAAACACCUGACGCAGUGUGCCUUCUGCCUGCGGGGGGCACUGUCUCCUCUGGGCCAAGGUCCUCUGGUCGUCUUCGGACCCACUCCUGGCUAUAUCCCUCUGCACGUCCUGAACAGCCGUGCCUCGCCAGAUCGUCAUGGCGACUGUCACGACCACGUAUAUCGUCGAGACGAGGCCGUGUCCACGUGCAGCAGUCCAGAGCAGAGUGAGUCUUCUUCAGAGUUCGUGGAGCAGCUCGGACCCAUCGGCCUUCCACUCAACAUGGAUGUGCAGUCACUGUUUGACCCCACAGGCCAGUGCUGUGCCCACCUGCAGUGUGCGUCCUGGUCUGAGGGUGUGUCCCGAGGAGAGGCCCAGUGUCUACUAUUUGUGGACAAGGCCAUUGACUCUGCAUCUACGCAGGUGUGUGCAUUCUGUCACCAGUUGGGGGCUUCGCUACGCUGUCGGGAAACUGGUUGUGGGCGGAGUUACCACUUCCCGUGUGCUGCUGCUGCAUCGACCAAUCAGGAUUGGAGUCAGAGGGUCACAUGGUGCUCCAGACAUGCCCACAAACUCCCAGUCCAGUGUGUGUUGUGUUCUCGGGGCGCUGAUGUUGCCGAUGUUAGCGGGGGUUUGUUGAUGUGCUGCUGUUGUGGAGACCAUUACCACAGCAACUGCCUGGACCCGCCCCUCCGGCCCUCGCCCCUGAGCCGCGCCGGGUGGCAGUGCGCCCAGUGCCGCGUCUGCCGAACCUGUGGUCUGCGAGAGGCGGGCAGUCCGUUGCUGGUCUGUGAGCGCUGUGAUAAGGCCUACCAUCCACACUGCCUCAGUCCUGUGCUCCUGGACCCUCCUGCCAGCGGCUGGAGCUGCAAGAGCUGCAGAGUAUGUCGGCGGUGUGGUGUAAGGUCAUCGGGAGCGUGGGCCAAUCACCCAUUUCUGUGCGAGUCAUGUGACCCAGUCCAGCCCUGUAGUCUGUGUGGAGACGCCCCCGACCUCUACUCCCCACAGGACCAUGUGACCUGUAUCAACUGCUUUAGGAGUGUCCAUACAGAGUGCAUUGUUCAGGUUGGAGAGGCGAGGUUGGGGGCUGAACCUUACACAUGCGCCAUCUGCAGGCCACGGGCGGAACUGCCUGGGCCGACCACUCCCCAUAGCCCCCCAGCCAUUACCAUACCAACUCCUGCAGUGUUAACAGAAGAAGCUCCACCCAUUUCACCUCCGCUAUCACAUCACACGCAAUCCCCCCAGAGUUCGAACGACCACAGUCCGGUUCGACAAAUCCCUUCGGAAUCCCCAGAAAGUCCGGACAAUGUGGAUUCUACGCAAUCGCAUCCUAGUUCUCCAUCUGCACUCCUCCUCCGAUCUCCAACACAGCCAUCGGAGCUUCCCCCAAGCCCCUCUCAAAAUGUCCUCACAGAAAGUCAAAGCAGAGACAGUCCGGUACCAUUAGAAUCAGAACCUUCAGAAAUCUGUCAGCCGGCACCUGAUUCUGCAGAACCUUCAGAAAUCUGUCAACCAGCACCUGAUUGUGCAGAGCCUUCAGAAAGUUGUCAACCAACACCUGAUUCUCCAGAACCUUUGGAAAUCAGUCAACCAACAGCUGAUUGUGCAGAACCUUCGGAAAUCUGUCAACCAACAGCUGAUUGUGCAGAACCUUUGGAAAUCUGUCAACCAACACCUGAUUCUGUAGAACCUUCAGAAAUCUGUCAACCAACAGCUGAUUGUGCAGAACCUUUGGAAAUCUGUCAACCAACACCUGAUUCUGCAGAACCUUCAGAAAUUGGCCAGCCAGCACCCCUUUUGGCAGAAACACAAAAAUGCCCCAUUUCACCAUUUCAGAAUCCUUCUCUGGAAGAAAUAGAUUCAGAAAUUGAGCUUUCAGAUGAUCAUCAAACCGGUUCACCAUCCAUGCAAUUGAAUUCUGUAGAAAACAAAUUAGAUCCAGAAUCGGUAAACCUCCAAGAACGGCUUACCGUAUCAGAAUCUCCUUCACAAAGCCCAAAAGAAAGUAGAUUGAAAAAUGAAGAUGAUUCCACACCAAUGCACCCACAUAGUCCACAGUUAUCACCUCAACCUUGUCAAGUUUCGGAAAACUCUGAGCCAUUCCAAGCUGAGCCGAUGGAAGUUGGGCAAAACAUUUCAGAUUCUAACAUUUACAGUUCACAGCCUCCUCACAGGAAGCCUGCACACCAUUCACAAUGUCUGGAACAGUUUGAGCCAGUGGAGGAGCAGCAAUCUCUUUCACCAAGUGUUGAGAUGUCUGAGGAAAGCCCUAAAAGUCCAGUCUCAAAAGUGCAGGUAGUUAAUCUGGAAGCUAACAUCACAAGACAUUCACCUAUCCAACUUGCAGAAGAGACUGUAAUAGCCGCAAGCCCCAAAUCAUCUCCGAAAGUUUCCCACCAAGAAGAAUCAUCCGAACUGGAUUCCACAAAACUGCAAGAAAGCCAUACGCAAGCUUACCUCGAUGUAACAGAUCAACAAAAUGUGGAUCAAGAUUCAGUUGAAGAAAUGGAACAGGAAAUGAUGCUACCAGUGCAUCAAUGUCCAACCGCAUUGGAGCAAAACAGUCCUUCACGUUUGAGUCCUGUAGAGGAGGAAGACAAAAUGGAGGUUGGCAAAUUGCGCAGCUCAUUGCAAAAAGUAUCAACUGAAAUUCAAAUUCAGGGUAAUCCCAAAUCUCAGAGUGAACCACAAAGCCCUCAAUCCGCAAAUUCUGCGGAAAUUUGCCAAAAAUCAGAUGAAAGCCUACCUUCUCAAGUUGAAAUUACAGAACCACAAAUGGAAAGCAGUCCAUCUAGCCCUCUCCGAAGUCCCUCUCUUCCACCGACACUGGAAACGUCACUAAGCCUUGAUCGUGAAUUGCCAGAGACUGAACAGAAUAUUUGUACACUGGAAAAGGACCUCUUUGCUGCCCCCUGCUGGUCCAAAUCAUCGAGCCAUGCUUCAUUCCACUCAGCUCCAUGUAGCCCCUCCCCAACUCUCACCACACCAUCGCAAUGUAGUUUAUCACAACCACCUAGUCCAAAACAAGUAGAUCUGACACGACCGCUUAAGCCUUUAGAGCUCAGAAUAUCAGAUUUAAACAAAAUUGGAGUUGAUAGAGGUGAUGAGGGCUGCGCGGUAUCCCCAAAUCUGUUGCCAAGUCCUAAUUUUGAAAGCCAAACACUGGAAAAAUUGCCUUCUAGCCCAAGUGCGGUGGACCUAUCUGAAAUGCCUAACAAGGAACUCGAAGAACCGCCAGCUCAAAGUAGCCCCAGUCCUGCUAGCCCCGUCGCACCACAAAGCCUUAGCACUUCAGCAAAACACAGUAGCCUAACUUUAUCACCUUGUGCUGAUCCAACUGGAGAUGCAACGCCACCUCCAAGCCCUGCUCAAAAGCUAGUUCAAGCUAGUCCCUUAGAAGACACUGAAAUGCCUGCUAGCCCGAUGCAGUCGGACAUUGCUAUUGCUGAGGCUAGCUCCACGUCCCCAGAGCAAGAAGACAUGGAAGUAGACGUUAAAGAAUGGCAAAAAGAAGCUAGCCCCUCUCCUAGCAGCCCAGUACAAAUAAUCAACUCAGAAACGCCCAUUUUAGCCAAACCUUCUGAUGCAAAUCACUUAGAAAGCUCUUUAGAAGCCUCCACUAGCCCAGCGCUAACACCAGCUAGCUUUAGUCCUCCACACUGUAAGUCGCCAGAGGUUAGCCCCGGCGGCGUAUCUCAAAGUGCAGCUGAAAUAGUCCAUAGUCCGCCAAGGUCUAGUCCUGCUGGUCUCGCUAGUCCUGUUAGCACCCAAAGACGGUUUGAAGGUAGCCCUGCACAUGCUACUGAACCCAGCUCCCCUCAGCCCGUGGAAAAUAUACCCUUAGAAAAAACUGAACAAGCUGGUGCUACUGGUGAGACUGAAGCUACUUUGAUCCUUAAUCAGAGAGCGCAGAGUCCUGUUAAGCCUUGUAAAGAUGAGGUUUCUGCUUCUGAAAUUCAUGAUGCCGAGCAAACAAAUCCUGUAUCUCCCAAGUCGCUUCCAGACACGUUAGAGGUCAGCCCUAUUAGCCCUAUUAACCACAUUAACCACGCUGAAGCCUCAAGCCCGCACCUUAGCCCUCAAAGAUCUGCUAGCCCCAUCAUUCUAAACCUAACAUCUCCAGUUCAGCCUCUUGCAUUGUGUCCAGCUAUGCCACAACCUUCCAGCCCUUCUCAGGACGAAGCAUUGACACCAAGCUUGAGUCCAAAACCUGAAGUCCCUGAGUCUACAAGUCCUGAUGAGAAUGUUCUUAUUGAUGAAGCUAAAGUUACUCCAGUGACAAGCCCUGUUUCCUCCCCUAAACAUGAACCAAGUCCCUCGCAAAGUCCACAGCAGACUGAAAUCACACCUACCCUUUCACCAUCCAGAUCUAAGGCUAGCUCUUUUGUGGCUAGCCCGGCUCAUUCACAGAUUAGCAUGGAAGUUAGCACAGAGGUUUGCACGGAGGUUGGUGCCAGUCCCGUUUGUGAUUCUGUUAAGACUGAAGUAAACACUGUUGAGGUUGAACUUCCUGUCUGUGAGGACCCAUUACUUUUUUCUCGAUCUGAAGCGUCACAACAAGAAAUGGAGGGAGUGGAACCAGAAACUGCAUUGUCUGCAGCUAUUCCUGUGGUGGAGGAGCAUGAUAAGAUGGAGGUGGAGGAGCAGAAUGCAGAAGAACCAAUGGAGAUGGAGGGUUUAACACAACAGACUGAAUCAAAACCUGAGGAAGUGAGGGGGCUGCUUAGGAUAGAGGAGAGAGAAGACUGGGAAGCUUCAGAAAGGAGGGAGGAGAGAGGAGACAAAGAAGCUUUGGAAAGGAGGGAGGAGAGAGGAGACGAGAGGGUAGACAGCCUAUAUGGGGCAGAUGGAACAGAGGAGAGGGUAGAUGACCUUCUAAGAACUAAGAGAAUAGACCAGGAACCUUCUGAGAUGAGGGAGGAGAGGGAAGAACAUGAAGAUCUACAGGGAAUUGAGGGAGCAGAGGAAAAGAUGGAGGAGGAUCAGUCUGAGGUGGAGGACAAUCUACAGAUGACAGAUGAGAGGGAAGAACCUGCUCUACAAAGGUUGGAUGAAGAAGAGCCUUCAGUGAGAAAGGAAGAGGAGGUGGAUGGACAGAGGACAGAGGAGAUCAGUCUCGAAGAGAAGGAGGAGGAGGAGGAGAGGACUCUAGAAGAGGAGGAGGAGGAGCAGGAGGAGGAGGAGGAAGAGGAAAGGGAAACUGGUCCAUGCAAAGAACCACCAGAAGAACAAGGGGAAGAUGUCGGCCCCCACAGUCCUCUAUCAGGAGUCCAGUCAACACCAGCCUCACCAGAAGAGCACCGCUCACCCGCUUACUCUGCUCCUGCCUCCCCCCUCCACUCACAACAAGCUUUGUCUGCCCAGAAAGCAUCACCUCACUCUGCCUUAUCUCCUCCUCCCUUCUUCUCUCCACCUGCAUCUGCCCCUCCUCCAUCCUCCCCUCCUCCAUCCUCCCCUCCUCCAUCCUCUCCUCCUCCACCCUCCCCUCCUCCACUUUCCCCUUGCCCUCCUCCUCUACCUUCUCCCCCCAGAGCUGGUUCUUUGGAGGGUUCCCUUUUGAUUCCCUCUGUGCAAACGGAAAAUGACCUACCCACCAAUCAAGAAACGACACAUAUCACACAUGAUCAGAAUGAGGAAAUGGAAUCCACAAAUCAAAUCGAAGAACCCACAAAUCAGGAAUUUGAACCCACCAAUGAAAAAUUAGGGAGUCAAGAAGUCAAGCUGCCCAAUCAAAACAUUUUUAAUGAGAAUGAAGAAUUUAAAUCAAACAAUGAGAAAGAAGAAUUUAAAAAUCAUUCAGAAUCGGCCAAUCAGGAAGAAGAGCUUUUAAAAGAUUCAGAAAUGGAUGACAACUCCUGCUCAUCAAUGUUAGAAACAGGCCAGUCACAAAGCUUGUUUGGGAAUGUGGCAGUUGAAAGUGCCAAAGAAGACCAAUCAGAUACUUUGGAGGAGCAAGAGGGGGUUUCCAGAUUUGUUAAUGAAAAAGAGGAGGAAGGUGCGACAUCUGAAAUGGUGCAGAGAAUAGUCGAAAAAACUAACCAAUCUGAUGGCACAGAAUUAGAGGAGGAGUUCGAAAUGAUUCAAAAUGAAGAGGUCCUUAAAAUUCAAGAAGAGAUGUUGCAGCAAGAAAAACUAUUGGUGUGGUCCAAAAGUUCAAACAUGGAAGAAAUAUCCCACAAUGUGGCUUCUGAAGAACUGAAAGGGACUGAGCCUCGAAUAAAAGACAAGUUGGUGGAAAAUCCUGAAUUAUUUGAACAAGAGGAGAUUGAAGAAGCAUGGCCUAAAAUUACAAAAGGAGAGGAAUCUAAAGAAGCAUUAGAGACAAUAGACCAAUCAGAAAAAGACGAUUUGGAAGAGGUUAAUGCAAAUGAAGGCACCGAAUUUAAAAUGCAAGACAAGAAGGAGGAGGAAGAGGGUGUUCUCAUUGCUGACUGGGAAGAGCCUAAGGAGAAGACUCCAAGAAAUGAACAAUCAGGAGGCAUGGUUUUGGAAGAGGGACAAAAAGAGGUAGAGAUUACUCAACAGCAAGACAAAACUGUGGAGGAGACUGGGGAAAUGGUUGACCAAUCAGAAGUCGUCUCAUUAAAAGGGGAAAGUGUGAUUGGCAAAGGGGCGGUUUUUAUCGAAAUGCAGGAAGAAAUUGCAAUAAAAGAGAAUGAGGAACUGGAGGAGCCUCGAGAGAAAGCUGCAGCAAUGGUUGACCAAUCAGAAGUGGAGGAGAGUGUAGUGAGGGUGGAGCUUGAUGAAGACAAAAUUGCGGAUAAGCUACGGACGCUGGAGAGGACGGAGUUUUCUACUAAUGACGAGGAGGUUCAGUCAGUGGAGAUGUGUGAAGACUCCCAGGACAAGGAAGAGGGUGACUCUGAGCUGGAAGACGCGGUGAGCCCAGUGUUGGACUUGGACCCCAGUUUGGACAUGGAGGUGAUGGCUCUCAUCUCAUCUGCCUCUCCACCUCCGUCUCUGCUUGCUCUGUCCUCUCCGAGCCCCACAAUGGUGCUCCCUCGUCGGGGUAAAGGUCGGUCAGUGCUGCGGUCUCUCCAGUCCGGCUGCAGGGCUGAAGACGACCUCACAGUUCGGCUCAGGCAGUCACCAUUCUCCACUGAGGCGUCGCCGGAAAACUCACCAACGCGCCUUGCCCUGACCCCGCCCCCUCUGUCACCCCUGACUGCAUCGCCCAGCAACAGAGAGAGCCCGCCACUGUCCAGGCCUCAGAUCCCUCCCACGGUGAUUCCCUUCACUCCCAAAAUUGGAAUGGGGAAACCGGCCAUCACCAAGAGAAAGUUUUCCCCUGGACGAGCCAGGGCCAGACAGUGUUCAUGGUGGAGCAGCCGCAGAGCCGUCAGCCCACCCUCCUCUUCUCAGGACUCAAACGAUGGGUGGGACAGCCCUAAGCCCCGUUCUCAGGACUCCCCUCUGUGGGGCAUGAAGACGGGCCGUGGUUCUGGGUUUCCAGGCCGCAGGAGGUCCAGAGGAGGAGGCAUUGGGUCCAGAGGAGGAAGAGGACGGAGCAGACUUAAGACUCAGGACAGUCUCAGUGUGUCCCCUGGAGGUGGCUACAUGGAAUCAUUCCAGAUGAGAGACGAGGAGGAGAACUCGAUGCACAACACGGUGGUCAUGUUUUCCACCUCGGACCACUUUACGCUCAAACAGGACAUGUGCGUGGUGUGUGGGAGCUUUGGACAGGGAGAGGAGGGGCGACUGUUAGCCUGUGCUCAGUGUGGCCAGUGCUACCAUCCAUACUGCGUCAAUGUCAAGAUAACGCGCGUGAUCCUAACCAAAGGGUGGCGUUGUCUGGAGUGUACGGUGUGUGAGGCGUGUGGAGAGGCGAGUGACCCUGGGCGCCUGCUGCUCUGUGACGAUUGUGACAUCAGCUACCACACAUACUGCCUGGACCCACCCCUCCACAAUGUGCCCAAGGGCGCCUGGAAGUGCAAGUGGUGUGUGUGGUGUGUGCAGUGUGGUUCCACUUCUCCUGGGCUUCACUGCGACUGGAUGAACAACUACAGUCUGUGUGGGCCCUGCUCCAGCCUGAGCCGCUGCCCCCUGUGUCAACGCACGUACUCCCAGGACGAGCUCAUCCUGCAGUGUCAGCAGUGUGACAGAUGGGUGCAUGCGGUGUGCCACGGCCUGAUGUCAGAGGAGGAAGUGGAGUCCACAGCUGAUGAAGGUUUCGACUGUUCACUGUGUAAGAACCACGGCAGAGGCACAUACGCUCGGUCGGACAGCUUCGACUCUCCGUACAUGGCUCAGAUCAUCUCCAGGUUCAGAGAGCCAGAGCUGAAAACAUACACUCAAGAUGGCGUCUGUCUGACUGAGUUGGGCCUGUCUCAUCUCCAGUCUCUGGUGGAGCCUCUGACCUCUCCGCGUCGAUACCGCAGGAACAAGCCCAAACUGAAGCUACGCAUCAUCAACCAGAACAGUGUGUCUGUGCUGCAAACACCAGAGCCAGAGACGCCCACGGAGCAGGAGCCCCCCAGAGCAGAUCUGGACUGUGAGAUGAAGUCUGACUCGAGUCCAGAGCGAGAGCCUCAUCACGAAGAGUAUGGCCCCAAAGAGACAGAGACGACCGAAGGGAAGAAACGCAAGAGGAAGCCCUACAGACCUGGUAUCGGGGGCUUCAUGGUGCGGCAGCGUGGCGGCAAAGGCCCGAGCAGAAUCAAACUGUGCCGCAGCGACUCCACAGACACAUAUCCAGGCCGAGACGAUGACGGAGAUGCCAUGGACACGUCAGCCGACCACUCCAUGGAAAAAGUGAAGAAAAGAUACAGGAAGAAGAGGACCAAGCUGGAGGAAACCUUUCCUUCAUAUUUACAGGAGGCAUUUUUUGGUCGUGAUCUUCUGGACCGCAGUCGUUUGAUUGAUAGGAGGGUGGGCCAAGAGGCUCCAUGUCUGAGCCAAUCAGGACCCACUCUUGCCUCAGGCCCAAUGAAAGGUCCCGUCCCUGUGCCGCAUGGCCACGCCCCCCAGAAGCAUGGACCUCUGCCCAUUUCAGAGGAGGCGCUGGUGGAUCUGUCUGAUGUUCUCAACACGGACCCUCACAUUUUGGCCACAGGACAAACAGGUCAGUUCCAGGGUGAGCGCUCUCCUUCUCCGUUCGCGGGUCUGGACAUCGGCCCCAUGGACUCAGGCCGGGCACAGCGCUCGGUGCAGGAGGAGCCUCUCGACGCCAUCCUCAGCCCCGAACUCGACAAAAUGGUGUCUGAUGGUGCGAUACUGAGUAAACUAUACAAAAUUCCAGAGCUCGAGGGCAAAGACGUAGAAGACCUGUUCACUGCUGUCCUCAGUCCAAAUCGCAACAGCCAAUCGGAGUCUCAGGCGAGCAGCAAACCCCACCCCCCUGCCCCAGGUGGACAGUUCCCACGCCUCCCGCUGGUGAACGGUCUGAUGGGCUCCUCCUCUCACUUCCCGGGAUCUCCCAUGAUUCCUCUGGGCCAACAGGCGACGCCCCGCUUCAGGGUGGCCCCUCCUCCUCACUCAGGCUCUGCCCCAUCCCUGCCUGGCCCCACCCACUCUCUGCAGCCAUCCAAUCAGGCGCAAUCUCCGGCAGAUGACCAGGAUGUGCUGUCAACGGCACAGAGAGGCAUGCUGAAGUGGGAGAAGGAGGAGCCUCUGGGAGAACAGGCCACAGUCGCACCUGUGCUCUACUGCAACAUCAAGUUCCCCCAACUGAAAGAGCAGUACCCAGACUGGCCAUCGAGGAUGAAGCAGAUCGCCAAACUGUGGAGGAAAGCCAGCUCCCAGGACCGCGCUCCAUUUGUGCAAAAAGCCAGAGACAACCGGGCUGCUCAGAGAAUCAACAAAGUUCAGUUGCCUCCUGACCCUCUGAAACGCCUCGCACCACCGCCACCACAGAUGACCUAUGACCCCAUUUCUAUGGAGACAGACACCAUGUUCAAGGACCCACUUAGGCCCAAGGAGACUGAGCAGGAGCAGGAGUGGAAGAUGCGGCAGGGAGAGGUAAAUGAGAGAUGGGGCUCCGGGCUAAAAUCACCAUCACAUAAAGAUUGUCCCUUCCAGGCAUCUGUAGCAGGAGCGGGCCAAGAGCCUCUGCAAAUGCGACAGAAGAGUAAACAGCUGGCCAAGAUGGAGGCCACUCAGAAAUUGGAGCAGGUGAAGAAUGAGCAGCUCCUGCAGCAGCGCCAGCAGCAGAUCCUGACCAGUCAGAGGCUAUGCGGCGGCGUUUCCCCGGAUACUGGCAGCCGCAGCCCCAUGGCAUCCAAUCAGCAUUCAGCAGGAAGCGGCGGCACAUCAGGAUUGGUGGAUGACGUGUUCCUGCGCCCCCAGGCCCCACCCUUGUCCGGCUUUUCUCCCUCCUCUCCACAGAUGUUCUCCCCGCCUUCGUCGCGGCCCUCGUCACCAUGGGACCCUUACAGCAAAGUGGUGGGCACGCCCCGGCCCCCCAGCGCACCACAGCCCCCCCUACAGGCACGGAGGAACUCUCUGAGUGCUUCUCCGGCUCAUGAUGCACUGGGGUCUCCUGCCCCCUCUCCAGAUGCCAAAGGAGCAGAGAUGUUCAGGAGCAUGGCCCCUCAGCAAGCUCUGCAGCAGACACGUCCCGGGAUGCUCAGCCCCUCUGGUCUGGAGCACUCUCGCCUGUCAUACCAGCGGCCCGUGUUCAAGGCACCCAUGCCCCCUCACCAGCAGGACUUCUCAGGGGCACGUCGGGACCCCACUCGCCCCACAGACCUUGGCUUUCCUCUGAACCAGGACUUUCCCUCCAGCCCUCUGUCCGGACUGGGCUCUCCCCACCGUAGCCCAUAUUCCCAGGCUCCCGGCACCCCGAGGCCUGACUACACCCAGCAGGCCGGGGAAGCCCUCAGCCAUCAUUCCCCCCUGACCUCCAGACCCUCUCCGGACCCUUACUCCAACCCACAGACACCCGGCACCCCUCGCUUUCCCCGCUCUCCCGUAGGCACUCCGAGGCCCUCUCCCGAAGCCUAUACCCAGGGAACAGAUACUUUCUCUGGGCAAGGACCAGCCGCGUCUGGAUCCUCUCCCAGAGCUCCGGGGCUGAGUGCAGAGGCAGCUGGAUUCCCCCCACAUCACCAGCGUUCCCCGGGUCGACCACAGCCUCAGCAGCACACCCCAAAGCAUGCUGGGAUAUCGGAGGAGGGACAGACUCCAGGUCACGACCCCUUCGAGCAGAGUCACAUAACCACGGGCCCUCAGAAUGACAAGCUGCUGUCGUCCAAUGAGCUGUCAGCGCUGGGAGCUGACGGACCAAUGAGCAUGAUGCCUCAGAUGGGGGACUCAGAGGACAAACUGAGACAGGUGACAGAGAUGCGACAGCGUCUCCGGCAGCUCAUCCUCCGACAGCAGCAGCAGAAGAGCGCUCUGCGACAGGAGAAAGGACUACAGGAGGCAGGGCCAGGGCACACCGCCGCAGCUACUCCAGGGCAGACCGUCACACCUGCACCAGCACAUACACCUGCACAGGCCCCUACCACUCCAGGGCAUUUACCUCAGACUCCUCCGGCUCCUGGACUCACCCCCUCUGCACCUAACCCCGCCCCCUCGGUGCGUCAUUGGUCUCAGGAGGAGCCCGACCCGUUUGGACGGCCCCCUCCGCCAUAUCCUGGGCAGAUGAGGCCUGUAGCUCCUCCCACUUUGAGACUCCACCCCGAACAGCAGCUACGAGGCUUCACGCCCGGAGAGGCAGGUGCCUUCCCCCGACAGAUGCUCAUCAGAGCACCCCCCCUCCGUUUUGCUGUUCCUCCAGUAGCACCAGGGCUGCAGGACUCCUUCAUGCGUCCUGCCCAGGGCCCGGUGCCUGGUCCUGGGCUGUCUGCUCCAGAGGGAGUCCCUGUGCCCAUCCGACGGCCCCUGCCCUCGGACUUCACUGGGAUCAGACCCCUCUCUGGACCCACUGCUCAUCCUCACAUGAUGCAAGGUCUGGCCUUAGUAACAGGAGUGCCUCAGCCGCCCUUCCUCCCACGCUCAGUCCCUGUCCAGCCCCAUCCAUCGCAUAGCAUCAUGGGACAGCCAUACAUAGAGCUGCGGCAUCGCGCCCCUGAGCACCGCCUCCGCCUCCCAUUUCCUGUCCCCGAGCAGGAAGUCCCACCUCCACGGCAGCAGCAGCCGUUAGCGAUGGCGGCUAACGUGGAGCUAGCAGGUGGCGAGUCAAUGGAGGAGCAUUUGGAGGGAGAGGAUUCAGCUGUGAAAGACCUGGAAGAUGUUGAAGUGAAGGACCUGGUUGAUCUCAACCUCAACUUAGACCCAGAAGAUGGCAAAGAAGACUUGGACCUGGCUGCUAACGACCUGCACUUGGAUGAUUUCCUGUUGUCUGGUAAAUUCGACCUGAUCGCAUAUGCUGACCCAGAGCUGAACCUUGACAAUGCCGACCUCGACCUCGACCCGAUGGACCAGGACCGAGAUAGGAAGUCCGGGGAGCACUCAGGCCAAUCAGCUGCCUCCAAUCAGAUCAAACAGGAAGUGAAGCCUGAAGGGAGGGAAGCUGGGAGUGUGCCCCAGAAUCAAGCAUCGCACUCUGGGCACAUCGCUCCUGUGAGACUCCCUGCUCCUGGAGCCUCCAGCCUCAAGACUGAGGGUCCACCUACUCAGAGUCAAGCCCCGCCUGCUUCCAUGGCAACAGCUCCUCAGCGUGUUUUCCAGCAGAGGGCGCUGGGGCCUUCCUCUCUGGCCCCUCCUCAGAGUCUCCAUCCUCGUGUGGUUCUGAACCCUCAAAUCCAGUCUCAAAACCAGGGCCCCGUCCAGUCCUCGGCCCAGUCCGAGGGCCAGGGGGACCCCCAGGACCCCUCCAAAGCACGGCCUCUGCUCCUGGAGGAACAGCCCCUCCUCCUCCAGGACCUGCUCGACCAGGAGAGGCAAGAGCAGCAGCAGCAGAAGCAGAUGCAGGCGCUGAUCAGACAGAAGGCCAGCACCGAGCAGCCAUUUCCCAACAUGGACUUUGACUCGAUCUCGGACCCGAUCAUGAAGGCCAAAAUGGUGGCUCUGAAGGGGAUCAAUAAGUUCAUGUCCCAGGGUCCUCUGGGGCUGAACCCAAUGGUGCGACUCCAACAGCAGCCUGCAGUGCCCAGCACUGCUCAGGAGGGGGCACCACCAACUCCCCUGCCAGGCUCACAGGAUGGAGUACUGAAUCCUCCGAUGGUACGUCCAACUCCUCCAAACUUUGGCCCAGGUUUUGUCAACGAGGGCCAGCGGCGACAGUACGAGGAGUGGUUAGGAGAGACUCAGAGAUUGCUCCAAAUGCAACAGCGCCUGCUGGAGGAUCAGAUUGCAACGCACCGUAAAACCAAGAAGGCUCUGUCGGCCAAACAACGAACAGCAAAGAGGGCAGGACGCCCCUUUGCUGAAGAGGAUGCUGCUCAACUGCGUUAUGUGACUGAACAGCAGGGGGCAGUGCAGAAGCAGCUGGAGCAGAUUCGAAAGCAGCAGAAGGACCACUCUGAGCUGAUCGAGGAUUACAGAUCUAAGCUUCAGCCGCGGUCAUUGCAACCUCCCCCUGGAGCCCCCUUGAUGCCCACCACUCCCAGUCCCGGGCCACUGGUCCCUCCGGGAGCUCCGGUCGGGCCUGGGCUGAUGCAGCAUCCUCCUUGUGUUCCUGGUUUGGGCCCUGGCACUCCAGGAUGGGCCCCAACACAGGGCAUGGGUCCUGGAGUGAUGCCCCAAAGGAUGCCCCCUCACAUUCCUCCACAGAUGGGCCCCCAGCCUCCAGCCCAGAGACCAGGGUUUAACACGGGGUCCAAUGGCUCUGCAGACGCACCCACUCCUCAUGUGAAGUUUGACGAUAACAACCCGUUCAGUGAAGGUUUCCAGGAGAGAGAGCGGCGCGAGCGUUUGAGAGAGCAGCAGGAGAGGCAGAGAGUUCAGCUCAUGCAUGAGGUGGAGAGACACCGCGCUCUGCAACAGAGGAUGGAGCUGGAGCAACAGGGUAUGUUGGGACCUGGCCCCAGGCCGCCUCUCCUCUCCUCUAACCCACCCUCAGACGGCCUGUCUCAGAUGCCCUUCUUCAGCUCAGAACUGCCCUCGGACUUCCUCCAGUCACCUCCCUCUCGACCACCUGCUCCACACCAGCAGACCUCUCACCACCCAGGCUUCCCCGGUGCACAGCUCCACCACCAGAUGGAGCUGCAAAGCCGGGCCCGACCCCCCGGUCCCGGAGGCACUCCUGCCCAGCCUCAGUGCGGUCCGGGGGGGAUGCCCCCCUCUCUCCCUGGAGCUCAACGCUUCGGCCACGACUCCUCGUCUUCCUCACCAUCGACACCACGAGGCCCUGCCCCCAUGCACCAGCUCUACUCUGACAUUUUGCCUGACGACAAGCCCAAGAGCCGCAAGAAGGGAGAGGGAGGAGACAGGACUCCACUGUCGUCGCACUCUGAUGACAUCACAGCCCCUCCCACUCCUGCCCACUCUGACACGGCCUGCUCCACGCCCACUAGGCCUGGCGCUGACCAGUCAGAACUCUCCCUAGCUCCAUCAUCAGAGCUGGAGAGGCAGCUGUCAGUCACUGCUGCGGCAGAGGAGAGAGGCUCUAUUCUGGGGAGGGACUCCCACAGAGGGCCCUUGUCUGCUGGAACUCGCCUGGAGGUCAAGGAGGAGCGUGUCGAGGGCGGAGCUUGUUCAGGCGGAGUAAAGAUGGAGGACUCUGAGGCAGGAGACAGUGGUAAAGAGCUACUGCGACAUUUACUAAAGGAGAAGUCCCCCUCUGCCACGCCUCCACCCUCCACUCCACACGGGGGCGCAGUCAGGCAGAUGUCUGUUGACAGUGCGAGGUCCGAAGAAGAAGAAGGAUAUCCCAACAACUCGGGGCGCCUGGACAGUCCUGGGGGUGACCUGGAUAAAAAAGCUCGGUUUAAGAGACUGAACCGUCCAGAAAAGGAAAAAUCUCAAACUAAAUACAAGCGCAGGAAACGAGACGACGAGGACGUGAUCCACUCCAACUCCACAGGGACAGACCCCAUCAUAACACACCUGCGUCAGCUGUCAGUUCUUCCGCUGAUGGAGCCAGUGCUCAGGGUGGACCUCUCUCUCUUCCCCCCAUAUGGCAGCUCGUCUCUGGGCUCAGACUCCAGACUCUCAGGUUCCUUUGGAAAUGCCUGUUUGGACGGAGUCACAGACUAUUACUCACAGCUCAUCUACAAGCAGAACAACCUGAGUAACCCACCCACGCCCCCGGCAUCUCUGCCCCCGACCCCUCCCCCUGUGGCCCGACAGAAACUCGUCAAUGGCUUUGCCACGACUGAGGAGCUAAGCAGGAAGGAGCUCAGCGAGCAGGAGGUGAAAGCAGUUAAGCAGAAAGGGGAGGAGCUUCUGACUCUAACUCAUGCCUCUAAAACGGUGGAUGUCCCAGCCUCUCUGCCCACACCACCACACAACAACCAGGAGGAGAUCCGCGUCCAGUUUUUAUCUGAGAGCCUGAGUCCAGAGGAGUAUGUCCCCUCUUCAUCUCCUGAGAGUGUAGCAGACGCAGAGAUCAGCCGAUACCCUGAUCUGUCCUUCAUCAAACUAGAGCCCCCCUCGCCCUGCCCCUCACCUACGGUUCCCAUCAUGCCCUGUGCCUGGGGCAAAGGGUCAGCAUUGAAACAGGAAGUGAAGUCAGAGCCGAACCUCCAGGCCCCGCCCUCCUGCUCCAACACCGACCUUGUGACCAUCUCAGUCACUCUCAACCCUCUGGCAGCUCAGAAUGUCCCUGGCGUGAUGGCUGCAAUGGCUCAGUUGCUGCGUCUGCCUGUUCCUCUGGAUUAUCAGCUGCACAGAACCGGACCAGAGCGUAGCAAUCUGGCCCUGCUCGCCGGGGUCCGAGUGCCCAUGAUGCAGGGUCCUCCGGGCAUCAGACCUCAUCGGCCUCCAGCUCCUGCAAACAGCGUGAGGAUGGAGUUGCACCCACAACCUCCUCCUCGGCCUCAGAGCUGCGGCUUCUGCAAGGUGCCUCUUGGAAAUGGAGUGCGUGUGGUCAAACAGGAGGGACAGUCCAGACCUCAAGGAGGCGCUCUCGUCUUCUGUUCCAGCUCCUGCUCGGCUCAGUACGCAGCUCAUCCACAGACCAAUGCAGCCAAUAAGCUGGCAUCUCCUCCCAGUAAAACUCAGCACCGCUACACAAACAACAUGUCUUCCAUUGCGGUGCACACUCUGCCCCUGAGACCACCCUCCUCUGGCUCCGCCCCUUCUCCACCACUUGCUUUUCCCCCUGCCUCCGCCAUCACCAUGGAGACACGCCGUACCGACAGCCUCAAGGUGAAGGUUAAACUAAAGCCCAGACCCAGAGCUGUUCCUGGGGGAGAGGAGCCGAGACACGGGAAGAGAUCCAAGACCUCCAGGUGGAGACGGUGGAGCCUCAGCAUCACACUCAGCAGAGGGCCAUGUGUGCCCCCUGAGCCACUGUCGGAGGAGGACAUCCAGACACUGGGGGCAUGUCUUCGUGGCGAUCCAACACCCAAAGACCUGCGACGCUGCUGCUUCUGUCAGCAGCAUGGAGACGGCGUGACAGACGGCCCAGCUCGUCUCCUCAACCUAGACCUGGACCUAUGGGUGCAUCUGAACUGUGCGCUCUGGUCCAGUGAGGUGUACGAGACUCAGGCUGGAGCGCUGAUCAACGUGGAGCUGGCCCUGAGGAGAGGCCUUACGCUGCGCUGUGCUCACUGCCAACAGACCGGAGCUACCAGUGGCUGCAACCGCCUCCGUUGCACCAACACCUACCACUUCACCUGUGCUAUCCAGGCGCAGUGCACCUUCUUCAAGGACAAAACAAUGCUGUGUCAUCUGCAUAAGCCGCGCUCACUUGCCCUCAGCCCUUCGUCCUCACCCUAUGACCCUGCUCUGACCUCUGACCCGUACGACUCUGAGCUGCGGUGCUUUGCAGUAUUUCGGCGUGUGUACGUGCAGCGAGAUGAGGCACGGCAAAUUGCGGCUGUAGUUCAGCGGGGAGAGCGUCAGCACACGUUCAGAGUGGGCAGCCUCCUGUUCAGAGCGGUGGGACGUCUCCUUCCCUCACAGCUGCACGCUUUCCAUAGCAACAGCGCCAUCUACCCUGUUGGCUACCACGCCAACCGCCUGUACUGGAGCAUGAGGCACAGACACAGGAGGUGCAAGUACAUGUGCUACAUUGAAGAGAAAGACGCUCAGCCACUGUUUAAAAUCAAAGUGGUGGAAAAGGGCCACGAGGACCUAGUUCUGACUGGAUCCUCCCCCAAAGCAGUGUGGGAGCAGGUCCUGGAGCCCAUUGCACAGAUGAGAGCGUCCAGUGCAAGCCUCAAACUGUUUCCUGUUUAUCUGAAAGGGGAGGAGCUCUUCGGGUUGACCACCUCUGCGGUCACACGCAUCAUCGAAUCACUGCCCGGGGUAGAGGCCUGUGAGCAAUACACCUUCAGAUUCGGGAAAAACCCUCUGAUGGAGUGGCCCCUCGCAUUCAACCCGACCGGCUCUGCACGCUCCGAACCCAAAGCAUCACAGGCCAAAAGGCCAACUUUCCUGACCAGUGUGGCUCCGCGGUGCCAAGGCUCGGUGGGCUCCAUCGUGGGGCUGGUCCCUGGGGUGCUGUCCCUGUCUCCAGGCGAGUCUGUGUCCAGUGGCCACCAGGGGCGCCACUCCAAGUCUGCCCAGUACAGACGCAUGAAAGCAGAGUGGAAGAGCAACGUGUACCUGGCCCGAUCACGCAUCCAGGGCUUGGGUCUGUACGCGGCUCGGGACAUAGAAAAGUGCACCAUGGUGAUCGAAUACAUCGGGACCAUCAUCAGGAGCGAAGUGGCCAACCGCAAAGAACGCCUCUACGAAUCCCAGAAUCGUGGAGUUUAUAUGUUUCGCAUUGACAACGACUUCGUGAUCGACGCCACCAUCACUGGAGGACCUGCCAGGUACAUAAACCACUCGUGUUCUCCAAACUGCAUCACUGAGGUGGUGAGCAUCGAGAAGGAGAACAAGAUUAUCAUCAGCUCCUGUCGACGCAUCCAGAGAGGAGAGGAGUUGUGCUACGAUUACAAGUUCGACUUUGAGGACGAUCAACACAAAAUCCCAUGUCACUGUGGAGCCGUGAACUGUCGCAAGUGGAUGAACUAAACGACCUCGCUCCUAACAUGGACGCCUAUAGAGCUAUGUACAAACAGAUUUACGCAGAUUCAUAGUAAUAAUAUUAUAGAGUCAUAUGGAGGGGGGCAGGGUCAGGGCUGAUUGACAGCUCGGUGGGCGGGCUUUAAGAGGCUGGUCCUCUGUGUAAAAUGUGUAAAAAGCAGCAGAUGUAAAGUACGUUGACUGUGGUGCUUCUGAGGAGGAGCCAAAGCUGUACUAAACAUUAUUCUAACGGUGCAUCUUUCCAGCGCCUCAGACGUCGCUAAUCUGUAAAAUAAGACGCGUUUUUGGUUUUUGUUUUGUAUUUAUUAAUGAAGAUAUUUUCUAAGAAUCGUGAAGGGUCUGGAGCCUGUAAAUAUGUGUACUAUACAAAUGAAAGACUUACUGAUCAAGCUCAUCCCCACCGGCCAAUCAGAGGACAGAUCCACCCACUGUACGUUCUUCUGCCCGGCAACGCGGCUCUGAUUGGACAGAGUUUGGCUGCAGGAGCGUUGCUGUGGCAAUUGUUUAUUUUAGUUUUUGUUGUGAUGCUGAGUCUUUGUAAAUAUGACGUUUCCUCCAGACUCCGCGUGAUGUACAGUUCAACAUGAAGCCUUUUGUUUUUUAUUCUCAGAGUGUGACUAUGACAAUGUUUUGUUUUGGGGAAUAAUGGAUCUGAUUUAGAAUCAUUUACAGAAAAUAAACUAUUUUACAUCCUGAA
This is a messenger RNA of Periophthalmus magnuspinnatus, 19662 nucleotides long. RefSeq names its product histone-lysine N-methyltransferase 2C-like. Gene Ontology annotation, molecular function: histone H3K4 methyltransferase activity; histone binding; transcription coactivator activity. The transcript is spliced from 78 exons. Bases 291 to 18953 code for a protein of 6220 amino acids. NCBI's taxonomy places the organism in Eukaryota, Metazoa, Chordata, Actinopteri, Gobiiformes, Gobiidae. Gene Ontology annotation, cellular component: MLL3/4 complex; nucleus. Gene Ontology annotation, biological process: positive regulation of transcription by RNA polymerase II. The record is from RefSeq and is a predicted model, not a curated record.